AUGACUUAUUUUUGGUUGUCACACUACAUAUUAUUUUUGAUUAUUGCGAUCACUACUGCAACUGGAAAUGUUGGUCUUCGCACUCAACAAGGAAUCAUCUAUGGUCGACAAACUCAAAAUUCAAUUGAAUAUUUAGGAAUUCAAUAUGCAAAAGUAGUGAGAUGGAAACCACCAAUGGAUCUUGCAUCAAAAAUGUUUCCAAAUUUUUCUUUACAAGCUACAUCCUUUGGCCCAUGUUGUCCACAACCAAAAACUGAUACUUAUAUUCCUGAACAAGAUGAACAAUGUCUCUAUCUAAACAUCUACAAACCCAUAGUUCCAUCGAAUCACUCUUUAUUGCCAGUUUUCGUUUGGAUUCAUGGUGGUGCUCAUAAAAUAGGAUGUUCAUCACAAAGUAUUCCAUUGAUCUAUAAUGGUACUAAUAUGAUUGCGAAUUCACCAUCAGAUCAACCUGUUAUUAUCAUUACAAUCAACUACCGAUUGGGCGUAUUAGCAGAUAUGUUUUUGAAGGAAUUAAUUGAAGAGAAUCCAGAAUGGCCAACAGCAGGUAAUUAUAUGUACUUAGAUAUGCUAUCUGCACUUCGUUGGAUUAAGAAGAAUAUUCACGAUUAUGGAGGUGACCCAAGUAAUGUUUCACUGUUUGGUCAAAGUUCCGGAGGACUUUCUGUUACUGAUCUUGGUGCAGUGAAAGGAUCAACUGAUCUUUACCGAACGGCAUUAAGUCAGUCUGGUUUAAGUUCACCUGGAACGUAUACGUCUUACUACAGUACGAAUGAUGCUCUCAAUUGUUCUAAUUCAGUUGUUCAGCGAUUGAAUUGUACUAAUGAAGACAAACAAAAAGUUCUUUCAUGUAUACGCAACUCUUCGAUUGAAGAUAUAUUUACAAUAUAUGGUGAUCGUUAUACAAAACCAAUCAUUGAUAAUUAUUUCUUUCCGUUGUAUCCACCUUUAGCAAUUCAAAAUGGGCAAUACAAUAAUAUUAGUCUUAUUAUGGGUAACAAUGAUUAUGACCUAACAGUAUGUCUUGACUAUCCUGAUAUGAAUUAUACUCAGGCUAUAGACUUAAUAAGUCAAUCUAUAGAAAAAAAAUGGAUACCGUCACUCGUGGAUUAUUAUCAUCUGCAAAAUUGUUCAUCAAAUCGAAUGGCUAAUAAUAGUCGUUGCUGUUAUAUCGUUCUUUCGAUGGCAACGGAUAAACUUUUUGAUUGUGACAUUCGUCGAAUAUUCAAUGCUUUUUACUUAAAAUAUGGUCCACAAUACGAACGAAAUAAAUUAUUUUCGUAUCAUCUAAACUGUUAUCCUCAAUGUCCUGUUGUACCUGAAGAGGGCAUAUGCAGACAUUCAGCUGAACUUCCAUUUGUAUUCGGGACUAUUAGUGAUUUUCAUUCAGAAGAAUUAUUCAAUUGUACAUGGGAUAAUCCAACAAGAGUAUUUUCUAAUGAAAUAAUUGCUCAUUGGAUUAAUAUAGCAACAACAGGAAGACCAUUGAGCCAAUGGUCCAGCUAUGAUCCAUCUUCACCUAGACAUUUCCAUAUCACACCUGAUCAGGGAUUCUUAUCUGAAAUAUGGAAUCGAAAUUGUUCGUUUUUUGAUGACAUUGAAGCGGAAGGUGCUCGAGAAGCAUUUAAAAAUAACCAUUACGUUAUUAAACAAACACCUAAAUAA
Rotaria socialis is the source of this 1665-nucleotide messenger RNA. NCBI's taxonomy places the organism in Eukaryota, Metazoa, Rotifera, Eurotatoria, Philodinida, Philodinidae. The record is from the annotation of a GenBank genome assembly.